GUCAAAAUUAUAAAUAUGAUAAAACUCUUCUGAAAAAAAAAUUUAAACUUAAAAAUUCCCAUCCCCUUUCAUAACGAUGGCGAAGCAGGAUGAUGGCCUCUUUCUCCUGGAAGUACUCAUCGACAAAAUAGUAUUUGUCAAGAGUCCUUGCUUCUCUGACAAGGACUUCAGGACCUGUGUGACUAUAGAAGUUCCAUCAGUCCAACCGUUAGAAAUAUGUGAUGACGAUCCUGGAGCAUGUGUAGCUAAAAGUGGGGGACCCUUUGUGAAAACCUUCAACAGCGGAAAAUCAUGUCUGUUUUCACUUCAAGAAGGAGACAUUAGCAAAGCCAUGAGUAGCUUUCCUAUAAAAGUAUCAGUAUUCAAGUCACUUCCAUGCGGUUGUCUACCCACGAAAAUCAUAAUGGGAGAAGCUGUUAUAGAUAUGACAAAGGAAUUUGUACAAUCUCGUAAAAAGUUUUUAGAAGAUCCAACAAAUGUUAGCUACGAAGCUUUGAAGGAUUCAUUUCGUAUCGUCGGUCCAGACGGAAGCGAGACCGGUGAAGUAGUCAUGUUUUUACGCAUCUCUUGCUUUGGAAAAUUAAUUAUUACACGAUUCCAAGGUGCGAGUGCGCCCCCUAGAUUAGGAGGCGGUCGUGAUCCUUCUAUUGUGGACAGGUCAUGUAAUCCAAAGAGAGAAUUCCAAACAUCUCAAGAUCCUUGUGUUUGUGGCGCCGCACAAGCAGCUGCGAGCAGUAGGGCACACGGUUCAGUACCUUGUACCGCUCCCUGCAGGACACCUGGUGGGGGCGGACGCGGAGUUUGUCCAAUUGCUCAAGAUCCAUACAGUACUAUGCCAUGUGAAGAUCCAGAUGACCCUUGCUACUGUUCAGGCGCUAAGCCUCCUCCGAAACCACCAAUGAUGUGCAGAAACACUGAACAAUAUUGUUUACAUAUUCCCAAAGGUGUCCUGCCGAGCUUCCCGAUUUAUCAAGAUUUGACGGAAGAUCAAAUAACGAAAAUUAAAUCAACAAAGGAAUUGAAACUGCUUCAUAUAGAAGACCAUUUCUUCAAUGACUUCAAUAUCGGAUCUUCGAUACCGUGUUCUGAAACAACGACUGUAGUUGAAGACUAUUCACAAUCAUUACCCGAGAAAAUAAAGUUCUCAGAUGAAUCAUUUCGAACAAAGUUAGAUCAUUCGCUAACUUCUCUGUGUACCAUCAGGUCUAAGAGGCGCAGCGUAUCGUUUUCUGACAAGAUAGAUUACGUUUCUAAGUCUUACAGCCACUUCACGCACCACCGAAAGAGAUGCCAUCGCUCUAUCACACCUAGGAGCAUAUUUGGUAAAAAGGAAACUACUGUUUAUAUGACGCUGUUUGAUGAGUUCUGCCGCCGUCGCACUUCAGGAACACAAGCCACAGCUUCCGUUAACAAAUGUUUCCAAGCGUCCCAUACUAAAGCCUCCAGCCACAACACCACCUGUUGUUAUGACCAAAAUACCAGUAAUAGUUCAACUUUUAAUUCUUCGACAUUACCUUUUGGAAGCCGAAGGCAGUCAAUGCAGGAUAGCCGCGUAAGAUAUUCAGAUAUAUAUUAUUUCGGAAAAAAGAAUGAUAGUAAGGGGAUGGGAUCUAAAAAAACAGUACACACUGUAAACACUGCUACUGCUGCGAGUGAACCAGUAGCAUCAAGUACCGCCUCCGUACAAGCAAAAAUGCCAAACAACGCUACGGGUGCACAAACUAGAAAUUCCUGUUGUGGGUCUACUAAUGGCAAAACGGUUUCAAUUAAGGUAAAACCUUGCCCAGGUACUGUUGGUGCCACCAAGGGAGAAAUGGUUGCUACAAUCUCUCAUAUAAAAAUUUGUCCCCGAGAACCAUGCCCAGUUCACGGUAAAGACCCAUGUCAAGGGCCAAAGUGUAUGGUUGCUGCAUCAGGUCAGGAUGAUCAGGUGCCUGUUAAAGUUUCCACAAUGACAAAUCCCCGCCGAGGUGUUUUUGAAUUAGUAAUUCGUAGGAUGAAUGGAGCUCCACUUGCAAAGAAUGAACUAAUGCUAGAAUGGACUCCACCACCAGCUCGCCCACCUAAUUGCUUGUCACCAUGUAUCAUGUCCUGCCCUCCCGGUCCUUUUUGUCGUCCGUCAAGAUGCAGGAUACCUUGCAGCCCCUCGCCUUGUAGGCCCCCAAGAUGCUGUAAAAAAUCUUGUAAAAGGCCAUGCGGGCCGCCCUGUCGAACGCCAUGUCGAACGCCGUGUCGAACGCCGUGCAGAACGCCUUGUAGAACGCCUUGCAAAUCGCCUUGCAAAAGCCCUUGCAAAGUACCAUGUAAAAUACCAUGUAGAACUUCAUGCAUAACGCCAUGCCGGACGCUAUGCGUGACGCCAUGCCAAACGAUAUGCCGAACGCCAUGUCAAACUCCAUGCCGAACUCCAUGUCAAACUCCAUGCCGAACGCCAUGCAAAACACCAUGCCGAACGCCAUGCAGAGCACCAUGCCGAACACCAUGCCGAACACCAUGCCGAACACCAUGCCGAACACCAUGCCGAAUACGAUGCAGAACGCCUUGCCGAAACCCAUGUCGACCGCCGCCAUGUAAGAAAUGCAAGCCCCGUAAACCUUGUAAACCUUGCAAACCUUGCAGUCCUUGUGUACCAGCUUCUAAAUGUAGGCCAUGUUCGCCAGCGCCGCGAUGUGGCAGAUGCGCGACACCUCCUGCAUGCAGGCCAUGCGUAUCUCCGCCAAAGUGCCGGCCGUGCCCUCCAACUCCUUGCUUACCGCUGCCAUGCAAUAGUCCCUGUGGGCCAUGUGCAGCGCCCUGCAAGGAUUAUUGUUGUAGCUCACCCUGCACUACACCUUGCAAAAGUUCACCUUGUUUAAGACCGUGUCCUGUUGGAUAUAAAAGACCCCGCAAGAUUCGCAGCCAUCCUAAAAUUAAACCUCAUCGAAAAUUAAUCUCUCCGUGCUACAAUCGCUCCAAAACAUGUCCAGUGGUGCGGUGUCGCAGCGUGCCCGACCCAUGUCAAGGUUGUUGCACUCUUUCUCCCUGCCCACCUAGAAAAUGUUGCUCAGUCUUUCCCUAUCGGCCUCGCAAGUGUUACCCAAUGUUUCCAUGCUCUCCUCGAAAAUGCUACAUGACACCCUGCCCACCUCGGAAAUGCUGCCCGUCACCAUACAUGCCACCAUUCCCGUUACCGUGCGUGAUUCCACGUCCACCUCGUUGCUGCCAGUCACCCUGCUUGCCUCGGAAAUGUUGCCUUCCAGCACCAUGUACUCCGCAAAAGUGUUGCUCGACAUCUCGCUACAAGCUAAGUCCCAAUUGUUGCAAGAGUACCUGCACAAACUGCUGUUCAUGAAAUCAACAAAAAAGACCAAUUAUUUUAUAUAAUCACGAUAGUAAAUAUUUGUUAGGGAGGUGGCGCUAUUUUUAAAAGUGAUUAUGGUACUACUGAAAAUUUUAUUAGUAAUUUUAGUUCUCCCCUUAUACUUGUGAACAGUGAGCAUUUAAGCUGUUUAACAACCGUUGUAGUCAAGAAAUAUAGAACGUGAAAGUCGCCUAAAAAAAUUUACGUUAAGUAUUUUUUGUAGGUAGGUACUCAUAAAAUUUUGUGAGAUAGUUCUUUAUAUGAUUCUUAACUAGGAAAAAUUAGUCAGCCACUUUCGGCGCGUUAUUAUACACGUCAAUCACGCAGAUAAAGAU
Spodoptera litura is the source of this 3675-nucleotide messenger RNA. RefSeq lists its product as uncharacterized. The record is from RefSeq and is a predicted model, not a curated record. Lineage: Eukaryota; Metazoa; Arthropoda; Insecta; Lepidoptera; Noctuidae.